Messenger RNA from Amoebophrya sp. A25, 1382 nucleotides. The record is from the annotation of a GenBank genome assembly. Lineage: Eukaryota; Dinophyceae; Syndiniales; Amoebophryaceae.
CUUGUGCUAGAAGUAGAAGAUGAUAAGAAAACGGAAGAAGGCAAGAAGAAGACCAGUGCUGUGUCCCAAAAUGCUCAUCUAGAAGUAGAAAGAAGAGGAGCGCUUGAAGAUCAUGGCAAGAAGACGGGUACGAAUAGUGGACAUACAUUGCUAGGAGUAGAAGAGGGCAAGAAGAAGACCAGUGCUGUGUCCCAAAAUGCUAAUCAACAACUAGAAGUAGAAAAAAGGACUAAGGCUUCUGAUGUUCCGGCACUACCCUUAGCAUCACGAGGAGUGGUUGGGCACAGCAGCGGCGUACAGGAGAAGGAUGUGAAUGAUCUUCUGGAGUCUAGUAGUAGUAGUUGUGGAAGUAAGAGGCCACCAUCGGCGUCACCUCGCGACGGACAAAGAAAGAUCCCUGCAAGGGGUUAUCGAGAGAACGCGGAGACGCUGAUCGCAUUGUGCCCUGUAGCAGACCCGAAAUCACCAGCUGCGCUCGGAAGUCGCAGUGCUAACAAGAAGAGUACUCCAAAGAUCAACAAUACCGCUAAAGCUGCUAGUCAUCAUCUCGACAGGAUGAGCGCUCAAAGCAGCAGCGGCAAAGGAAAGCAACGUAAAGCCAAUGAGAGUGUGAAGGAGAAAAGCAAAGACAGCAAACUCAGUGAAAGCGUAGAAGAGAACAAUGGGAAUGCUCUGACUCCGAAAGCUAAGCGACGAAAGGUUGCUUCUGCGCGUUUGGGCGAUGACGAUGACAAAUCCGGCGACGAGCUGCCAUCAUCUGGCUGUACUUAUUUUUUUCGAUUUUUGUGUUUAGUUGUACUACCUCAAAUAGUAAUAUGGAGGAUAGAUACUUACCUAUAAUGAAUUGUCCUUCAUCUCUUUGACGAAAUAGGAUGGACUGAUACAACUAACGUGCUAGAUUAAAUUGUCCCUGGGGAAGUAGGUUACAUCAAACGUACUCAACAUCCAGUUACAUCUUACGGUAGUGAAGCGGCAUAGUCGCGUAUGCAAAGGACGAGCAGCUAUGACAGGCCUCCGCAAAAUGCUAGCAGCUAUGAGGCAGCAAGGAGGUUGAGCAACGAACAAGAAAAUUUUUUUGAUGCUGGUUAAUAAAGAAGAAUACCCACUUUUUAUUUGUAUCCACAGUGACCCACGUCACAUAAUAAAGAAGAAUACCCACAUAAGUGAACGUCACAUGUUGAUUGUACAACUCUUGGUAAGGAACUCAAAGUCCCGACAUAACGAGUGAAGUAACUCGAAUUCAAUGAACAAGAUACACGACAAUGUUGCUGACGACAACAAUGUUACUGACUCAUUAAAAAGUCAGAAAUUUCAUGGCGAAACGCACAACAGCAACUUCGAUUACCCUAGCACGAGCAAAGCCACUCGAUCUUCAUCUUCAG